AUCAAAAUUGAUUCAUUUAGAUGUACUCUGCCUGUCUCUGAAUUCAUCAUUCAUAGAUCGGGAAACAUUUUCUUCCAUUUUAAUUUGAACGUUGCUUUUUCUUCGUCGUUUUUCUGGUGAAAAAUCAUUUUUUCCUUUUGGCUGUACGUCUACCCAUCAUCAUCAUCAUCAUUUACACAUGAUUGGAAAUUCAUUACAACGAACAUCAACAACAACUGAUGGGACAUUACCAUCUUCAUCAUUAUUGUCAUCUUCUUGUUCAUCAAUAUCAUCAUCAACAACAUCAAUAAUAACAACACAAACAACACAAGCACCAUCAAUAAUGACAAUAUUAUUACGUUUAUAUAAAAUAUUUUUAUGGAUAACACAAAUAUCCCGAUUAACAAUAUUGUUAAUGAAAACAUUAGCCGGUCCAUUAAUGGCAGCAAUACGACCAAGUCGUAAGAAAAAUGUCCAAAAUAAAGUCGUAUUGAUUACAGGUGCUGGUUCAGGGUUAGGACGUGAAUUGGCAAUAAAAUUUGCUGCUGCUGGUGCCAUUACAAUCCUAUGGGAUAUCAAUGAGACAACAGUAAAACAAACAGCCGAAAUGAUUGAAGAAAUGAUUGAAUUAAAUCAUCAACAAACAAUCAAAAAAAUUGGCUGGUUUGUUGUUGAUGUUCGUAAUGAAGAACAAGUUGCGCAAGCAGCACAAAAAUUAAGACAACAAUUUGGUGAUUUAGAUAUUCUCGUAAAUAAUGCCGGUAUUGCACCAUGUGAACCAUUUAAAAAUUUAAAAUCGGAAAAAAUUCGUGAAAUUUUUGAUGUAAAUAUUAUGGCACAUUUUUGGACGGUCAAACAAUUUCUACCGGCAAUGGAAAAAAAUAAUUCCGGUCAUAUUGUUGCUAUUGCAUCAUCGGCCGGCAUAAUGGGUAGUCCUUAUUUUACAGCCUAUGGUGCAAGUAAACAUGCUGUUGUUGGUUUUAUGAAAUGUAUGUACGAAGAAUUGGAUGAAAAUUCCCAGAUACGUUUGACAACUGUUUGCCCAUUGGGUAUUAGUGGUACCGGUAUUGAUAUACCAACUAAAACAAGAUUUCCAUGGCUAUUACCAGUAAUGCCAUUGGAAUAUGCAGUUGAAUUAAUAUUCGAUGCUAUACUUCGUGAAGAAGAAUUUUUCGUUUUACCAAAAACAUUUAAAUGGAUACAUAGGCUUUUGAGUAUAUUUCCACAAAAAAUGGCCAGUACAAUAUGGAAAUGUUUGGAUUAUUCAGUCGUACCAACUGGUCUUUAUGCACCAAUUGGUCGUGCACAUUAUCAUGAUCGUAUUUAUCGGAAAUUAUCAUUAGCAAAUGGUCAUGUUUAUAAUAAUAAUCAUAAUCAUCAUGGUGGUGUCGGUCAUCAACAACAUCAACAAAAUAAUCAUCAUUCACCAGCAACAUUACCAUCAACGAAUCCAUCAACAUCAUCAUCAUCGUCGUCACCAUCACAUCGAGCAAAUCGUUCAUCAAGUUUUCGUUAUUGAUUCGAUUUUCUACCGGAUACCAACAACAAUACAAUCGAUAUCUGUGAAUAUCGAUACAAUCGAUAUUUUUGUUUCGCUCAAUACUCAUUUUUUUUCAAUUUUUUCCAAUCGAUUGAUAAUUCUGAA
Molecule: messenger RNA, 1624 nt
Organism: Dermatophagoides pteronyssinus (European house dust mite)
Lineage: Eukaryota; Metazoa; Arthropoda; Arachnida; Sarcoptiformes; Pyroglyphidae
Product: epidermal retinol dehydrogenase 2-like
Cellular component (GO): lipid droplet
Molecular function (GO): oxidoreductase activity, acting on the CH-OH group of donors, NAD or NADP as acceptor
Source: RefSeq, a predicted model, not a curated record